Messenger RNA from Rhagoletis zephyria (snowberry fruit fly), 354 nucleotides. RefSeq names its product protein furry-like. NCBI's taxonomy places the organism in Eukaryota, Metazoa, Arthropoda, Insecta, Diptera, Tephritidae. The record is from RefSeq and is a predicted model, not a curated record. Gene Ontology annotation, cellular component: cell cortex; site of polarized growth. Gene Ontology annotation, biological process: neuron projection development; cell morphogenesis.
UUGAGUUACGUAAUCGCGCAUCGGGCAUGUCUGAAAUGGAAAGAAAUACAACAAAAUUCGGUGGUUCAGCGCUUUCACGUUCACGUAGCGCACAAAGCUUGAAAAUGUUGGGUGACAGCGCCACACAGGAUGAUAAAAUGACAAUACUGGCACAAUUAUUUUGGCUGUCUGUUUCUCUCCUGGAGAGCGAUUAUGAACAUGAAUUUCUUUUGGCGGUGCGUUUAUUAACACGUGUGCUGCAUCGCUUGCCUCUUGAUCGUCCUGAUGCUCGUGAUAAAGUUGAAAAGUUGCAACAGCAACUCAAAUGGGCGGGAUAUCCAGGAGUUCACGCGCUUUUAUUGAAGGUAAAAACAG